Molecule: messenger RNA, 1559 nt
Organism: Schistosoma turkestanicum
Lineage: Eukaryota; Metazoa; Platyhelminthes; Trematoda; Strigeidida; Schistosomatidae
Source: the annotation of a GenBank genome assembly
CGGGCAGUUUGAGGUAGUUCGUUUUGUACGGGCUUGAUUGUAUCUGGUAAACGUUUUCUAAAGCUGACCACAUUACAGAUUGAUAAUCCUGACUAAGCCAUAAUUAAAAAUGCGUUUUAAUUGAAAUGCCGUCUAAAAUAUCAAAGUGGUUAUCUGCCUACAAACCAUCAUCUCGUGAGGCUAUGGAUGAAUUUAUUACGUGGAUGUAUUCAAGUAACAAACUAGUUGACGAUAUAGAAGAGACAUUUGAAAAACUAAUCUCCUCUAAUAUUAUUUCUGAUGUCUGUCAAAGAUUAUUUUUAUUUUAUAAAUCAGGUUUACCAGCUUUACAGAAUUUUGUUGUGCUUCUAUUACCUUCAUUAUUGCAUUCAUAUUUAUGUCAUUCAUAUGAGGAUAAUACUUCAUCAUCUCAAACAAAGAAAAUCGUUCCAAAUAUAUCAGAUUCAUCCCAGUCAUCAUUUUCAACCAGUUUAAGUUUGCUGGAAUCGUGCUUGCUGAGUAUAUGCAAUUAUUAUCUUGUAAAAGCUGGUCCUUUAAACAAUGAAUUAGAAGGCUUUGGAAAUGAUAUUAACAACUUUCGUCUACCAUCACUAACCACACCAUCUGUUUUUCAUAAUCCUGUUUCUAUCAAGGAAACAAUCGAAAGAAAUGAUGCUAAUGUUAAAACUGAAAGUGAAAAUUUGAAUCCUCUAAGAAUAUCAGCGAUCAUAUGCCUAAUUCGAAAUUAUAUCGAAAUAUUAUCCACUCUUGAUUUACAAAAUCCUAUUAUAUCUGUUCUACUAUUUCACUCAUUGUCAAGAUUUUCAAAGUUGUCAGAUCGUGUUGUUAGCAUAUCUAAACGUCCUCGUAUUCCAACCUCAUCUAGUUUAUUAAUGAUAUUAUUGAAUUGUUCAGAUCUUAUUUUAUUUAAAUUAGACUGCUUUGAUAAAUGUUCUGAAAGUAAUAAUCAACUUACUGAUUCAAUUCGAUCUUCUGUACUUAAUAGUAUUAUAGAAAUUAGCAAUCGUGCUGCACAUCAUUGUUUUUCUUCUUGUCUAUUAGUAUGCCAGUCUUUGUUGCACUAUCGUAGUAUUUAUUACGGUUAUUGUGAUCGAAAAACUAGGAUAGAAGAUACAUCUAUUCGGGAUAUUGAUAAUACCCCCACCUCUCGAAUUGGACUGAGUAAUUCUUCUCAAAGUGUACCUAUGAUCUCCAUAAACUCUGCAGACAAUAAAACUCCACGUAAAGAAUAUACUCCUCGACCAAAACUAAGCUCUACAAAUACUGAAGUGUUUACAAGUGCUUCAUUUAAGCCAGAAAUUGUAUCUGAAGAUAUAAAUCCAGUCGGUGAAAAUGUUCGAUCAUCCAAAUCAGAUAAAAUGACAGACGAUCAUCCAAUAAAAAAUAUGAAUAAUGCAGCAAGUACAAAUAAUAAUAUUAAUAAUAAGAAAAAUUCCACUGAACUACAUGAACGAAAACAUAAUAAAUCAAAAAUUGGCGUUGAUUUCCGUAUUAAAUCAAAUGAUCAUAGAAAGCAUACUACAAUGGAGAAAAUUAUCUACACACCAACUAGUUAAAGA